UUAAGUUUUGUAGGUGUCGGCUAGGUCAAAAAUAAUUUUGUCCAAUUUUUCGUUUUGUCCUGCAUUUUUAUGUAUCGAAAUCAUAAAAUGAUACUUGUAUGGCAUAAGGUGGUCGGUUCAAAAUAAAAAUUCCGACGAUCGGAUAUACCUCUAAUACGGUUAAUAGCUGAAAGAGGCUUAAAUUAAAGUAAAUAUUUGAAACAAUAAAAGACCAAGAGGUCGGUUUUCAGUGUUAAGUGAUCACUACGCCCACAGUGAUAUUAUUAUGGAAACGAGACGAGUAGUGUGAUUAAAGAGGAAGAAACUGAUGAUGUCAGGAGAUCGAGCAACGCGUCCGAACUCUUUAGUGUUGGAUACGCCGGCACCGGAGCGCGAACCUCUGCGCUUCGAUGUGCAGUUAGUUGGAGCCCCACCGGAGGUUGAGCAGCUGGUUAAUAACAUCAAACAGGUAGCCGAAGAAUUUUUGUACCACUGGAAAACUUUUCCCAUUGUAUUACCUCCAACACGGUUUGGUCCCGGUAACCGUCCAUGUGACAUCAUUAUUCCACCUCCUUGCGAUGAGGUGGAUGCAGCUGCUCUAGAUGCUGGACCGGAACCGCAACCUCUGUCGCCCAAACAACUACAAUCUAUUAGGGAGAAAGGGGAGUUUGAAGUACCUUCCCGUCACUUUCCUGGUCAAACGCACGUGUGGCGAGUGGCGGGCUGGUUGCAGCGCGGUAAGGUCCGAGCCCAAGAGGAACUCUACCGACACGUGGCGAGGGCGUUAGCGCUGAUCGUGGUAGUCGCCAGGGACCGACUUGUCAAAGAUGAACCGCUUUCUGUACGAGCGGGGAUCAAAUCGCUUCUGGCCGGCUUGCACAGGUUAUUGGAUCUGGCCAUUGGGAUGCCAUCAAUGGAGGCCCGGGAUCUCGAUAAGAAGAUACGCGAGGAAAGAUCACGAUAUCUGGUGGCAGAGUUGAUAUGCAAGCCGGAGCAACAGGAGGACGUGACGGCGUUGGCGGGCUGGGUGUGGCGAGCCUUACGCCGCGCCGCCGCAGAGAAGUGCGCCCCCCGCUGCCCCCCGCCCGUCCCCACGCUCUACACCACGCCCCAACACACGCAGGUUGACCUGCGUCUGUACCGUCGCGAGGUGAUGAGGAGUGCCCUGGGUCCGCUGCAGGCCGUGCUGGAGCGCGAGGCCCGCGGCUGGUUCCUGCACUUCCGGGAACAGCAGGCUGCCCAUCUCGCGCGGGAGAAGAUGCCUCUGAAGGAUAUCGAGGAGGCGGUGCGCGAGUGCGGCAUGCGCGAGUACGUGUCGCGCGUGUGCGGCGCCGUGCGGGCCAGCGACGCGCUGCGGGCGCUGGGCCCCGGCCUGCCCGAGCUGCUGGUGGCGCAGCUGCGGGCGCACCUCGCGCUGCACAGAGCUGAAGAAGGCGUCCGCAAAAAGAUCGAGGCGGGUCUUGCGGCGGCCGAGGCGAGGAUCCGCGCCUCCCACCCGAUCCUGUCCCGGGCCGACUCGUGGAGGAACGAGAAGCUGGCGGCGGCGGCGCGGCGGCUCCGGGACGAGUGCCGCUGGACCGCGCUCGAGGACGCCGCCGCCGCCAUGCAGGCGCACAAGCUGCACCAGCACCGCUACUUCCUGCUGCGGGACCUGGCCUUCCAGCGGGACCGGGAGCCCUUGUUGAUGAAGGAGCUGCGCGCGGCUCGGACGGCGCGGCGCUCGUGGCAGUGGGCGCGGCGCGUGUGGCGGCCGGCGCGCUGGGCCGUGGUGCGACACUGCCGCGGCCGCGCCGAGCGCGUGCGCACCGCCGUGGCAGCGCGCGCGCCCGCCGCCCCGCCCCGCGCCCGCCCGCCCGCCGCGCCGCCAGUGUUCCUGCUGCGGAGGGACGCCGUCUCCACCACCUCCACGCGCUGGCCGGCCUGGAGACUGCUCAACCUCGCCUAUAGAAUAUGGUGCUGGAGCUGGAACCUGGUGUACGUGCUGGGCGUGGUGGUGCCGUGGUGCUCCCCGCUGUCGUUGCGAGCGCUGGUCUGCGUCAAGCCGUACACGCCGGAGCUAGAGGUCUCCCAGGUGAAUGGAGUUUUAUAUCCGAAGAAGAGCAGCGAAACCCACACGAUGUGCUCGCGACUGCUGGCGCUGUGGAGGCACGUGUCCAAACAGCGCACGAAGUUCGAAACCGAACCGGACACCGGCCUACUGGGCAAGGGCUUGAGUCGGUGGGCGCACCGCGUGUGGUGGUACGGCGUGGUGGGGGGCGGCGGGUCGGCGGCGCUGCUGGUGGUGUUCCCGGUGUGCGCGCUGGCGGUGUCGGCGGCGGCGGUGCUGCUGGCGCUGGCGGCCCCGCUGUGGACGCCGCCGCUGGCGCUGGCCGCGCACGUGGCGCACGCCGUGCUCUACGACGCCGACUCGCCCGACCCAGCACUCAACAGGUGGUGUCCGCUGCUGGAGGUGGUGCUGUGGCGAGUAGCGGUGCUGGGCGUGCUGCAACCCGCCGCCGCGCUGCUCACGGCGCUGCUGCUCUGUCCGCUGGCUGCUGCUGUCCUGCUCGUCGGCGGCGUGGCGUGGUGGGGCGCGCGCGGCGUGUGGGAGAGCGUGGCGUGGCGCGGCGUGGCGGCGCGGCGCGCGCGGGUGCCGGCGCACGACUCCGCCUUCUGCCGGCGCGUGCGCGGGCCCGGCCUGCACGCGCGCGUCUACUACCAGCUCACGUGCACGCAGGCGGCGGCGGCGGUGUGCGCGCGCGCCGAGCUGGAGGCGCUGGGUCGCUGGGCGGCGGACACGGAGCGCGCCAUCGAGCGCCCGCUCAGGGACUUCGAACACUUCGUGGACGCCUGCUUCGGGCCCUUCUCCGUACAAAUAGCCAAGCGCGGCGCGUACCGGCAGCUGGAGCGCGAGUGCGGGUCGCUGGCGGGCUCGCUGCGGGACAAGGUGGCGGCGCGGCGCCGGGAGCUGGCGCUGCCGCUGUCGGACGCGGCGCGGGCGCGGGCGCGGCUCUCCCCGCGGGACCUCAGGCGGGCGAUCGAAGCGUCGGCCGCGGAGCUGAGCGCGCUGUGGCGGCGGGAGGCGCGCGAGGAGUCGUGGUGGGCGCAGCGCGGCCUCGCGCCCGACGACUGGCACGGGCUCGCCGCCAACAUGCUCGUCGAGGUGUUCGACGCGGAGACGGUGGUGGCGCUGCAGGACGGCGAAGCGCGACUGCCGCUGGAGGGCAGCGAGGGGGCGCCCCCGCCCGACGUGCUGCCGCACCACGACCACGACCAGCCCGCCGACUGCCCGUACGUGUGGUGCUCGUGGGGCUCGGGGCCGGCGCUGCGCGUGUCCGCGCCCGCACUGGAGCCCGCCGCCUUCAGCCCCCGCGCCGCGCUGCACCCCCCGCUGCCCCACCCCGCCACCGUCGCGCUAGUGCUGCACAACAGGGACUCGGACAACCCCGUCCCGCUGGACUCGGAGCUGUGCGCCGAGAUACUGAAGAGCCUGGAGGACGCGCCCGACUGCGACGAGAAGCGAGCAACAGACGAAGUGGAGAGGUAUCGAGGUGGAGGCAGCUCGGAGGGAUCCAGCUCGGAGGCCAGCGCCGAGGAGGAAGAACGACCAAGGGAGGAAGACGACGGACUUUGCAGAGUGUCCGGUCGCAGCACGUGUCGGUGGACGCUGAGCGGGCGCGGCGUGAGGCUGCGCGCCGACCUCGCCAGCCCCGAGGACGUGUCCCUCGACGAGCGGCCCCCGCCCGGCACCCCCGUCUGACCCCCCACCUGACCCCCCACCCUCCUCACUAGUGCCUGAUGUCACGUCGAUACUGACAUCCGAGAAUACAACGACUCUACGCUUGCUGGACGCCGACCGACCUCCCCUCCCCCUCACUAGUGCCUGAUGUCAUGUAGACAGUGACGUUCGAAUAUACAACGAUGCUAAUUAAUACGUAAACGCACCAAUUAUCCGUACGUAAAGUGAUAAAAUAAUCGAUUAUUGGCAAUUAUUAACGUAUAAUCAAUUUUUAGGUUAAAUAGCUAUGGUUAAAUAUAAGUAUCGGACCGGACUGCUGGUUGAUACUGGUGGCGGAAAUCGGACUCUGACAACAGUAAUGCCCGUAUCGAUAACAAAACAGUUAUAUUUAUCGACAUCAAUACUAACAUUGGCGUUGCAUAAAAUUGUCUCUAUAUAAAUGUAUAGAGAACUGGAAUUAAAUAGAGUUAUGCUUUAGAAAUAAUCUGGCAAAUGUAGUAUCGGUAACUUGUAAUAUAGAGAGUU
Bombyx mandarina (wild silkworm) is the source of this 4222-nucleotide messenger RNA. RefSeq lists its product as uncharacterized. The record is from RefSeq and is a predicted model, not a curated record. NCBI's taxonomy places the organism in Eukaryota, Metazoa, Arthropoda, Insecta, Lepidoptera, Bombycidae.